AAGGCGUAUCAUUGGCCCACCCAGACCGUACGUGAGCAGACCUCAGUGUUUUUAGCAGCUGUCAGUCGGGCUGACUCUUCACAUUACAGCUUUCUCUUCAUAUUCACUCAAACAGGUUCAGACGUUACUGAGCAGGAUGCCGAAAGGAGGGGCUAAGAAGGGCGGCCAUAAGGGACGCAUGCGGACAUACACCAGCCCUGAGGAGAUCGACGCCCAGAUGAAAGAGGAGAAGGAGAGGAAGGAGACGGAGACGGAGAGCGGGGGGGCGUGCGCCCAGCCCGACGGCGUGGAGGAGCAGCUCCCGGGCUCCGGGUCCGAGGACAGCGACGAUGACGAAGGCUCCCAGAAGAAGAGAGGCGGCGUGGAGGGGAUGAUCGAGAUCGAGAACCCCAACAGGAUCGUCCAGAAGUCCAAGAAGGUGACGCAGAUAGAGAUGGACGAGCCCAAGACCCUAUCCAGGAGAGAGAGGGAGGAGCUGGAGAAGCAGAAGGCCAAGGAGCGCUACAUGAAGAUGCACCUGGCGGGGAAGACGGACCAGGCCAAGGCGGACCUGGCCCGGCUCGCCAUCGUCAGGAAGCAGCGGGAGGACGCCGCCAAGAAGAAGGAGGAGGAGAAGAAGAGGGCGGCGGCUGGGAAGGCCGCCAAGUGAUCCACGGUACCUUCUGCUGCUCCGUGGACCAAUCACAUCAGCUCUCAGCUCAUGGCGGGCAUAUUGAGAUAGAUGUUGGUAUUCAACUUACUGUGUGUGUGUGUGUGUGUGUGUGUGUGUGUGUGUGUGUGUGUGUGUGUGUGUGUGUGUGUGUGUGUGUGUGUGUGUGUGUGUGUGUGUGUGUGUGUGUGUGUGUGUGUGUGUGUGUGUGUGUGUGUGUCCAGGCAGCAGCCCACAGAGAGACCCCCCCUCUCUGAAGGACCCCAGUGUCCUGACCACCGCACGAUGGACUGGUACCUCCUCUGAAGAGAACCUCCAAAGCAUUUUACUGUAACAUAAGAACAUUCAGAGGCCCGUUGAAUCAAAGGGGCUUUGAUAUAUUUUUUUGGAAUGGAAUAUUUGCUUCGUUGCUCCUCCCAAGAAGAACGGCCGGGAUUGGAGACACCUUACCCCUAUCCUGGGAACGAACCCCCAAGCCUGGGAACGACCCCCCAAGCCUGGGAACGAACCCCCUAUCCUAGGAACGACCCCCCAAGCCUAGGAACGAACCCCCUAUCCUAGGAACGAACCCCCAAGCCUGGGAACGACCCCCCAAGCCUGGGAACGAACCCCCUAUCCUAGGAACGAACCCCCAAGCCUGGGAACGAACCCCCAAGCCUGGGAACGAACCCCCAAGCCUGGGAACGAACCCCCAAGCCUGGGAACGACCCCCCAAGCCUGGGAACGAACCCCCAAGCCUGGGAACGAACCCCCAAGCCUGGGAAGGACACCAUGCCCACCGUGGUGGUAACACACUGAUCCCCUCACCAUGCUGCAAGCCAGGUUUCUCAGUGAACUUUGGUUUAUUUUUUCAUUUGGAUUUUGCAUUGUAUAUAACUCAACUAAAUGAAUAUUUCAGAUGAAUAUAUAAACUGUAAAAAUAUGAAUAUUG
Gadus macrocephalus (Pacific cod) is the source of this 1580-nucleotide messenger RNA. RefSeq names its product pdgfa associated protein 1b (gene pdap1b). Gene Ontology annotation, cellular component: cytosol. NCBI's taxonomy places the organism in Eukaryota, Metazoa, Chordata, Actinopteri, Gadiformes, Gadidae. Gene Ontology annotation, molecular function: RNA binding. Bases 137 to 649 code for a protein of 170 amino acids. The transcript is spliced from 5 exons. The record is from RefSeq and is a predicted model, not a curated record.